UGAAAUUCCUCUCUUCGCUUCUACUGGCUAACUUGAUCUCGAUCACCGCACAUAUUGGUGUAGCCGCCUCACCGCUCUACAACGCGACUUCCUUCGAUCAGGUACUCGAUCACGAUGCUCGCGAGAUUCUGAAGCGUGCCACUCCCGCUGCGCCACACUUCGUCGUUUAUGCCGACGCCUAUGAUGGUACCACGGGCCCUCCCGCGGCGUCUGCUCUCAAGGGAUACAAUGUGUUGGCCUUGUCCUUUCUGCUCAUGGCAGGCGCUUGGGACAAGGCUUAUGAGUGGACCACCUUAACAGCUGCCCAGCGAUCUUCCAUCAAGUCCCAAUAUGCCUCUGCAGGCAUCAAACUAAUUGUCUCCGUCUUUGGCUCUACUGACGUUCCGACUUCGACAAAUGCUGAUCCAAUUGCUACUGCGAACAAGAUGGCAGCGUGGGUGAAGCAGUACGACCUCGAUGGUAUUGACGUUGAUUAUGAGGAUUUCAACGCAUUCUCUGCUGGAGAUGGCAAGGCCGAGGCGUGGCUUAUUUCCUUCACCAAGCAACUUCGCACGCAACUUCCUCAAGGGACUUACAUCUUGACUCAUGCUCGCGUGGCCCCCUGGUUUUCGCCGAGCAAAUACGGCGGUGGUGGCUAUCUCAAGGUUCACUCCUCGGUCGGAAACCUUAUCGAUUGGUACAACGUUCAGGUCUAUAAUCGGGGCGCGUCCGAGUACACCACAUGCGCAAAUCUCCUCACGACGUCUUCGGGCACAUGGCCGCAGACAGCUGUCUUCCAGAUCGCCUCGAAUGGUGUACCUCUGAGCAAGAUUGUUAUCGGAAAGCCAGCUACUUCGGGUGAUGCAAGCAAUGGCUAUAUGUCCACUUCGACGCUGGCUAGCUGCCUGCAGACGGCCAAGAAUCGUGGAUGGAGCGGUGGCGCGAUGGUGUGGCAGGCAGCAGCAGGGAUCAAGCUCGUCGUCUCAUUAUUCGGAGCAACAGAUGCCCCAACUUCGGGAGGUUUUGAUCCUGUUGCCACUGCGAAUUCAGUGGCUGCUUGGGUCAAGAAAUAUAAUCUUGAUGGUGUCGAUAUCGAUUACGAGGACUUCGGUGCGGUAAAUGCUGGGGACGGAGAAGCAGAGGCUUGGCUCGCCUCAUUUACCAAGCAGAUGCGCGUCCAGCUUCCUCAAGAGACCUGCCUCCUGACUCAUGCUCGGGUAGCACCUUGGUUCUCGCCAAACAAAUUUAGAGGCGGUGCAUAUCUCAAGGUCCACUCUACUGUCGAAAAUUUGAUCGACUGGUACAAUGUUCAAUUCUACAACCGGGGGAGGAGUGAAUAUACGACCUGCAAUGGACUUCUUACCACGUCAUCCAGCACCUGGCCACAAUCCACCCUCUUCCAGAUCGCGGAAAGUGGAAUACCGCUCUCCAAACUGGUGAUCGGGAAACCUGCAACGGCUGGAGAUGCGAGCAAUGGAUUCAUGUCUACCUCGGACCUGGCAUCAUGCAUUGCGCAGGCGAAGGCAAAAGGAUGGAGUGCCGGCGUGAUGGUGUGGGAGGUAGGGCCACUUUAAU
Messenger RNA from Cyclocybe aegerita, 1554 nucleotides. The record is from the annotation of a GenBank genome assembly. NCBI's taxonomy places the organism in Eukaryota, Fungi, Basidiomycota, Agaricomycetes, Agaricales, Hemipholiotaceae.